Messenger RNA from Asterias rubens (European starfish), 3521 nucleotides. RefSeq lists its product as uncharacterized. Gene Ontology annotation, molecular function: G protein-coupled GABA receptor activity. The record is from RefSeq and is a predicted model, not a curated record. The coding region runs from base 1 to 2652 and encodes 883 amino acids. The transcript is spliced from 20 exons. Gene Ontology annotation, biological process: gamma-aminobutyric acid signaling pathway; G protein-coupled receptor signaling pathway. NCBI's taxonomy places the organism in Eukaryota, Metazoa, Echinodermata, Asteroidea, Forcipulatida, Asteriidae. Gene Ontology annotation, cellular component: membrane; G protein-coupled receptor heterodimeric complex.
AUGCCGUGCGAUGCUGGGCUCGGGACCAGGAAGUUCUUUGAGCAGAUAAACGAACCUCCACAGAAGCUGAUGCUGAUUGGUCCAGCUUGUUCAACCUCUGCACAGGCCGUUGCCCAGACGUCGUUCUAUUGGAACCUCAUUACAAUGUCUUACUCGGCCGGCUCCUCAGCACUAUCGAACCGUGUGGAGUACCCGUACUUUUACCGCACCUACAUGCCGGACGCCAUGUUGAACAGGGCCCGCAUAAGGAUCAUUAAGGACUUCGGCUGGAAAAGAGUAGCCACCAUCCAUGAAAAUAAAGAUCUUUUUUCACUUGCCAUAGACGACAUGAUCAAUCUAUUGAAUGAGGAGAACAUCACAGUCAUCUCGUCAGAGUCGUUUGACGAAGACCCCACCAACCAGAUCGCCAAUUUGAAGAAAUUGGAUGCCCGCGUCAUUCUCGUCAACACGUAUGAAAGCAAGGCGAGGAGAAUUAUGUGUGAGGCGUGGAGGCAGAACAUCGUGGGGCCCGGGUACGUCUGGUUCCUUUUGGGGUGGUGGACGAACCGCUGGUGGACUAUUGACGAUCAGUUCCUGACCAAAUGCACCAUUGAGGAGGUCAAACAGGCCGUGGAGACGUCACUCUACAUCGGUACAGAGUGCGCCCUGUUCGGUGAAGAAAAUGUUCAAACCGUGUCUGGAAUUACCCCAAACGACUUUGAUGACGAGUUGCGAAGGAGACUAUCCGAGCCAGGGAAUGAAAACUACACGUACAACGGUAUAGCUUCAUUUGGAUAUGAUGCAGCGUGGGCAAUGGCACUUGCACUUAAUAAGACGGCACAGAUACUGAAGACAAAGCGAUUUAAAGAUGGAACUUUUCGGCGUUUAGAGGAGUUCACGUACGAUGAUAUAGAGAUGAGUAAAGUAUUCUUUGAUGCCAUCGACGAAACCAAUUUUUAUGGGACUUCGGGUCCUGUGAGUUUCUCGGGAGCGGACCGUAUUGCCGUCACUCAGAUUGAACAGUUACGAGUUGGUUGCUGGCCGAAUUGGCUGCUACACAACGAUAGCUGUUACCUCUUCGUUGACCUCCCAGCUACCGGCCAGAAAGCGUCAACUCACUGCAGUGAGAAUGACGAGAGUCAGUUGGCAGUAGUCGACAGUCAGUCGCAUCUAGAUUUCCUGGUGGAUACAUUUGGGGGUUUGGGGUCCAAUAAAUGUUCUGAUAUCAUGGAGCCCUCUACACAAGACACUUCAGACAGCACUUCAUGUUCCGUGUUCGAACUUACCGACGAGGGAUGGGUAGUCAACGCGGGUAACUGCAACGAUUCUCUCCCUUUCAUUUGCCAAGAUAAAGCCGAAUAUCUGGAGGUAUCUGUUGGGAGAUACGACAUUGGAAGUACUGAGCUGAAGAUGGACUUUGAGCUGUUAUGGCCAGGUGGAGUGGUACCACCUGACCAAACGCCCAAUGGACAGCAUAGGGUCAAUGUCUACGUUGGUAUAGACCUGGUUACCUUCAUUUGUUUCAGCUCAUUAGCAGGGGUCGGUAUUCUACUCUCACUUGCCUUCCUUGCCUUCAAUGUAUGGCAUCGUAAAUUAAGGAUCGUGAGAAUGUCGAGCCCGAAUCUGAAUAACAUCAUUCUGAUAGGAACCUCUCUGAUUUACGUCUCUGUUAUCUUCUACGGUAUCGAUGGGAACAUCGUGAAAGCGGAGCUUCUUUUGCCAUUCUGCCAUGUAAGGGUGUGGUUACUGUCAGUAGGAUUCGUCUUGGCGUUUGGGGCAAUGUUCAGUAAGACAUGGCGAGUGCAUAAAGUCGUGGCUUUUAAGACGCCCAAACGAAAAGUAGUGCAGGAUAGACAGCUCAUGGCGAUGGUUGCCGUACUGUUAUUAAUCGAUUGCGCAAUUCUGUUACCAUGGCAACUCAUCUCCCCUUGGCGGGAGGAUGAGUACUUCUUUACUUCAGAGAUAAACCCCACAAACAGGAGUCAGACUCUCGCCCCGUACGUGAAAUUCUGCACCGGUGAUUACUACAUUUACUGGACCGUCGCACUCACUUCGUACAAGGGUCUCUUACUGCUGUUCGGUGCAUUCCUGGCAUGGGAAACACGACAGGUGACGAUACCAGCUCUGAAUGACAGUAAGCUGAUUGGUAUGAGCGUGUACAACGUGGUCAUACUAUGCAUCGUGGGUCUCGCUAUCAACCUCGUCUUGGGACAAGACACCCAGACACUCUUCAUAUUCAACUCUUCAAUCUCCAUGUUCUGCACAACACUCACCAUCCUCAUCGUAUUCUUACCAAAGGUGAUAUCCGUCUUGAAGAACUCCAAACAAGAUCUUAUGUCACAGGAGACACGUAAAGUGACAACAAGUCAUACUUCAACAGAUAGCAACAUGGUUCAAGAAAACCUAAGAAUGAAACACAAAGUUAAAUUGCUUGAAAGACAAUUGAAAGAGCUUCGAGACGGUGUGGACAACGACAGAGGGCGACGUGACCCUUCUGCUAGCAGUGAACCCCCGGACAAAAUGAAGAUCUGUAGCUACAACUGCGGCAUGUGGUGUUGUGGUCUCAUGUGUGGAUGCUCACCAAGAGAGAACAAGAAUCAAGACGAGGAUAAAGAACGCUAUGUUCACACCAACGAGGUGGACUUGACCCUUGAGAUGACCACAAGCUCAUAGACUUACCAGUCGUUCACACUAACGCAGUGGACUUGACCCUUGAGAUGACCACAAGCGCCUGGACUUGCCAGUCGUUCACACCAACGAGGUGGACAUGACCCUUGAGAUGACAACAAGCUCCUAGACUUUCCAGUCGUUCACACUAACGCAGUGGACAUGACCCUUGAGAUAAACACACGCUCCUAGACUUGCCAGUUGUGCACACCAACGAGGUGGACUCGACCCUUGAGAUGACCACAAGCUCCUAGACUUUCCAGUCGUUCACACCGACAAGUGGACUCGACCCUUAAGAUGCAUACAAGCUCCUAGACUUGCCAGUCGUGCCGUUGAGGCAGGAGAUUCGGUUCCCCUAGCAAACUGUGUACAAACUUCUGAAUAUCAAUACGCGUUUACCAACAAGAUGUUAUUUAUUUUAGAUACCAAAGGUUUCAGUUUGAAUUGCGUUGUAAUCUCAGUGUUUUGGUUGUAAAAUAGAAAGGGUGUUGUAAAACACAAAGGUAAUUAUUGUAUCGUGCAAUUUAAGUUUACUACGACCAAUAAUGAUUUGUGCUAAUUAUUAUAUUGUGCGAUUUAAAUUUGCUAUACGACAUAUUAUGUGUUACAUUAAUGUCUUAUUGUUCAAAUCGAAUGCAGGCGCUGCUGGCUGGGUGCUCACUUUAUCCUGAUCAGAUUUUUAAUUUAUUGAUUCAUCGACCAAUUCUGAUCGAUUUGACGGUGUACGAUAAGCAUGAAAUAUUCGGGUAAAGGAAAAUAAAUAUUAGUUGAAAUAUGGAACAAAAUGUGUGCGUUCAUUUUUUAAAGAUCGAAUUGUUGAAAGUUUAGUUUUAAGUCACCAUGCUUAGGCCACUUACAGACAACUUGAGCACGGG